This is a messenger RNA of Pestalotiopsis fici W106-1, 1824 nucleotides long. RefSeq lists its product as uncharacterized. Gene Ontology annotation, molecular function: medium-chain fatty acid-CoA ligase activity. Gene Ontology annotation, biological process: fatty acid metabolic process. NCBI's taxonomy places the organism in Eukaryota, Fungi, Ascomycota, Sordariomycetes, Amphisphaeriales, Sporocadaceae. Bases 1 to 1824 code for a protein of 607 amino acids. The transcript has 2 exons. The record is from RefSeq and is a predicted model, not a curated record.
AUGGCCUCGACUCUGCCCAAGCUACCAUUGUUCGACGCUAUCUCGCGGCAUGACCCGGAUUCCACAGCUGUUACGCAUUGCCUUUCCGGCCGCAGCUUUAGAUACGGCGAACUCUUGCCAGACGUAGCUCGCGUGCGUGAGCAAAUCUAUGCGGCCGCUGGCAAGUCGGAUAUCCGGGGAGAGCGUGUAGCUUUCUUGGUAGAGAAUAGCUACGACUAUGUUGUGACGUUACUUGCCAUCCUGGCUGCUCGUGCUAUUGCAUUGCCGCUCUCACCUCCCUUCCCGAUCGCCGAACUCCAGUACAUUCUCACCCAUUCCGAAGCAGUACUGCUUUUGCACUCCCCGAGAUAUGCAGCAAAAGCACAAGAAAUUCUCAGCACUCCAUUCCCAGCUCUCUCACCAGAUGGCGCGACGCAAGCGCAUCCAAAGCUAUAUGAGCUCCCAAAACAUCUCGGGGGUACUUCUACCCCCGAAUCUGUCUCAUUGUCCGAUGAGACGGACUCUGAAGGCGCCGGCAUGAUGUUAUAUACGUCUGGCACCACUGCCCGACCAAAGGGUGUGCUUUUGCCAGAGACAGCCCUAACAGCACAAUGCCAAUCUCUCCUUUCAGCAUGGAAAUAUUCGACGCAUGACCGACUGCUGCAUGUUCUGCCGCUACACCAUAUUCACGGAACCGUCAACGCGGUAUUGACGCCACUCUUUGCUGGCAGUGCCAUCGAAUUUCUCUUUCCCUUCAAUGCCGACACUGUAUGGAGGCGCUUUGCAAACCCAUUUCUUGACAAAGUGCAGACUAAUGGCACCAACGGCACGAACGGCACGAUUACACCACCAUAUACCAAUGGUGAUGCUGCGCUAGUCGACGAUAAAUUUGCCCGCAUGUCGAAGGCGCCCAUCACAUUCUUCACUGUUGUGCCAACAGUGUAUACGCGUCUCUUAACAACACAUGGGGCUCUGCCCGAGCCACUGGCCUCGGCCGCCCGUCAAGCCAUCUCCCCACCACACAUGCGCGUCUCCAUCUCCGGCUCGGCCGCUCUCCCCACCCCCGUAAAACGGGCUUGGAAGGAGCUGUCCCAUGGCAACGUGCUUCUUGAGCGGUACGGUAUGACCGAAGUGGGUAUGGCACUUUCCUGCGGUUUGUCCUACAUUGACCGUGUAGACGGAUCCGUGGGUUGGCCUUUGCCUGGCGUCGAAGCCCGACUUGUGGACCCCGAGACAAACGUCGUCAUUGAGGAGGGAGCGGAGAAGGAUAGCGAGGGACGAGAGCGCCAGGGAGAGAUCCACCUCCGAGGCAAAAACGUAUUCAGGGAAUAUUGGCGCAACCCAGUCGCCACUGCCAAAGAGUUCGUCGAGGGAGAGGAUGGCCAAGGCCGCUGGUUCAAGACGGGAGACAUCGCUGUGCGCAGAGUGGUGCCCGACAGCGGCAAGGGCGAGAGCGGCGAGUUUGCCCAGGGUAAGAUGUACUUUAUCCUCGGACGCCAAUCGGCCGACAUCAUCAAGUCGGGCGGAGAAAAGGUCUCGGCUCUCGAGGUCGAGCGUGAGAUGCUCUCGCUACCCAAUGUGGCCGAAGCAGCCGUGCUCGCCGUACCGAGCGGGAAAUGGGGUCAAAAGGUCGGCGCCGUAAUCGUGCUCAAGCCAGAGUUCAAGGAGCAAGGUUGGAAACCCAUGGAGAUGCGCAAGGCUCUACGGGACCGUCUCGCAAACUACAAGAUCCCACAGGUCCUCCGUAUUGUGGAAAGCAUCCCCAGAAAUGCCAUGGGCAAGGUCAAUAAAAAGACGUUGGUCAAGGAUGUUUUUGUGGACGAUUUCAGCGGAGACGAAAUGUAA